AGGGCAGUGUAGUCUGCAGAUGGAGUUGAGUACGUAUAUACGUAACUUACUUAUACCGAAACCGGUUGCCGGUUAGACAUUUCUUUGUUGGCAAGUGAAUAGUUUGGGUGACGUGUAAAACGGUCAGUAAGCAACAGUUUACUGUAAAUAAAAGAAGAAAUCUAGAAAGACAUCAUCAUGCCAGUUCCAGCCAUUCAGAAACCUGCCCCUGCUUUCCGUGGUACUGCAGUUGUGAAUGGACAAUUUAAAGAUAUCUCUCUUUCCGAUUACAAAGGGAAAUAUGUUGUGCUAUUCUUUUACCCAUUAGACUUCACAUUUGUAUGUCCAACUGAAAUUAUUGCCUUCUCUGAUCGUGCCCAAGAAUUUGAGAAUAUUGGCUGUAAACUCAUUGCAGCAUCAACUGAUUCUCACUUCAGUCACUUAGCAUGGGUAAAUACACCACGUAAGCAGGGUGGCCUUGGCGAAAUGAAUAUUCCUCUUCUUGCUGAUAAAAGUUCUAAAAUCGCACGUGACUAUGGUGUUCUUGAUGAAGAAAGUGGUGUUCCAUUCCGUGGUCUCUUUAUCAUAGAUGAUAAACAAAAUUUACGUCAAGUUACUAUCAAUGAUCUUCCAGUUGGCAGAUCUGUCGAUGAGACUUUACGCUUGGUUCAAGCAUUCCAAUUUACUGAUAAGCAUGGAGAAGUAUGUCCAGCUGGCUGGAAACCAGGAAAGAAAACAAUGAAACCUGAUGUUGUUGGUUCAAAGGAAUAUUUCAAGGAUUCAUAAACGAAGCAAAUGAAUAUAUCCAUGUACCUUUUUGUCUCACCCAUGUCUAUUAUAUUUUAUUUGUUACGAAAACCAACUGUAAUUCCAUAACUACAUAUGUUACUACAGUGUUGAAAGUAGCGAUAUCUUAAAUAUCAACGAUAAUAAUUUCUUACAAUAAAUAUAUGUAUUUUGUA
Molecule: messenger RNA, 941 nt
Organism: Hylaeus anthracinus
Lineage: Eukaryota; Metazoa; Arthropoda; Insecta; Hymenoptera; Colletidae
Gene: Prx2
Product: peroxiredoxin 1-like
Exons: 4
Coding region: 178-765 (195 amino acids)
Biological process (GO): cellular response to stress; hydrogen peroxide catabolic process; removal of superoxide radicals
Cellular component (GO): cytosol
Molecular function (GO): thioredoxin peroxidase activity
Source: RefSeq, a predicted model, not a curated record